This is a messenger RNA of Clunio marinus, 4916 nucleotides long. NCBI's taxonomy places the organism in Eukaryota, Metazoa, Arthropoda, Insecta, Diptera, Chironomidae. The record is from the annotation of a GenBank genome assembly.
GAAAAGAUUGUCGAAAAUACAGAUUCGAGAGCUUGUGAAGAUUAGUAAGAAAUAAAAAUUAAUAAAUAGAGAUACAAUAAACAUUUACCACGUGAAAUAAGUUUUAGUGUAGAGAUAAAACAUAAGUAAUUAGUUUAAAUAUAAAAGUUAUCCCAAAAAAGUGCUUUAAAUGUGGCAAAAAACAAAGUGAAGUGAGACGAAAAUUUUUCCCUCCAAUUAUUUUUCAUGAAAUCGUGAAAGGAAGCAGAUAAAAAAAUGCCACUGUUAAAAAGAAAGCCAUUUAAGCGAAAUUUGAUCCCAGAAGGACUCAAAGAUGAUGAUGAAGUGUUCUACUGUGAACUGACUAAAGAAGUUUUCAAAACUUAUGAAGAAUUCUUUGAGCGUGUUAUGCUAACAAAUUCAGUGAUUUGGCAGUGUGCACUUACCGGUAGACCAGACUUAACAUUUGCUGAAGCAUUAGCUUCGGAAAAAACAGCAAGAAAAGCACUCCGUCAAUUUCCAUCGGCCUUGCGCGGUCCAAUCAUUCUUGUUGCGUCACAUACCAAACGAUCGUCAUUGAAAGAACUCGUCGAUGAUGUUUUUAAUUUCGUUAAAGAUCGCUUCUUUAAGGAUGAAAAGAUCGAUGUUAUGAACGAAAGUGGUCGAGGGUGUCGAUUUUGUAGGAUUCUUGAUGUUAUUACCUUGGAUAAUGAUCGUUCAAAACUUUAUGAGCCAAAUGAAAUCGAAUAUAAAGUUCAAGCUGUUGAUGAUAAUAAACAACCCCAAGUUUGGAUUACAAAAACCGAAUGUCUUCGUCGUGACAAAGCUGUUUUUACGAAAGAGAAGACGAAACUCUUUUUAAAGCAGCAUGUUGAGGGGUUCAAUGCGAUGUUAAAAGUGAAAGAAGAAUCGCUUCAAAAGUUUGUUGUUGAUCAGAUGUUGUCAUCAGAAAGCUUGUUUGUGGGGAAACUUCCUGAUUUUGAAAUAUCGAAGAAGCUUCAACAGCAACAAGAGAAAAACACAAAAAAAGCUGAAAAAGGUUCAACAACUAAAAGUAAAAAGUCAGGAACUAAACAAGAUGACAUAACAAAAUAUUUAAAUAAUUCAGGUACAAAAGAACUUACAAAAGAAGAGAAAGAGCAACGCGAAAUAUCGCGCGCUAAUGCAAAGAAGUUUAGAGAAGAAAUGGAAUUGAAACGACAAGAGAAUGUAAAGCUAAAAAAAGAAAUGGAGGCUGAGAAACAAAAACGAUUAGCCGAAGAGAAAGCAAGAAUUCUUGCCAAAAUUCAAGCAUCAGUCAGAGAUCACAAUCAAUUAAGAGAUGAUCUUGAAUUGACUGAUCAGCGUGUCAUCCCAAAAGGAAAAGCUGUCUCUACUCUUAUCGACAAGCACUUUGCAGACUUUGUUAAGAUUCUUGAAUUCUUUCAUUCGUUUCCUGAAGUUCUUUUGAUCGCCGAUAAAUUUCCUUAUGGAUUGAACAUCGAACUUCUUGAACGUGCACUUUUAUUGAAGGAAGUCAACGGUCCACUUGGUGAUAUCUUUCAGGUGCUAUUACGAACAAUUUUCUCGAUGCAAAUCGAAGAAGAAGACGAAGUAGGAUUCGAAUAUCGUGUCACCAACAGUGACGUUCCAUUAAAUCAUUCCAAGUUUGAACAUAUGAGAAAAGCUUCGUGUGUUCAUCGAUUGUGGGCGAUGAAACAUUAUAGUACUAACAUCAAUGAAAUGGUUCUCGAUUCAACGACACUCAGUGAGGUUUUACGAUUACAUUUAAUGGCCUCUGGUGCUAUGUUAAGUGAAAAACCUGCUAAACAUCGAUUUGCAACACGAGGCGGUUAUCGAAGUCAAGACGAUCCUGGAUUAAAUUUCACAAUAAAUCAUCCACACAUCAUUAAGUUCCUAUCACAAUACAGCGUCUAUCAAUUAUCAACGAAAGAUAUUCUUCGCAUUCUUGGAUGUUUGACUGAUCAAAUUCUUUCAUAUUCCAACAUGAGAGAAGUUAUUGAAGAACGUUUAGAGAAAUCUGCGUAUGCGAAACUUGAAUAUAAAAAUCUGAAAGCAAAUGAAGGACGCCGCGAGAGAAAAGUUAUUGAAGAGAAGAAAACGUUGCAAGAGGAACAUAAAAAUCUUAUUGCGACGUAUGCUGAAUUGGAAGAAGACAAAAAGCAAGCUUUGAUCAAAAAAGCAGAGGAAGAAUUAGAACAUAAACUGGAAAAAAUUGAUUUGCUUUCGAUACGAGACAAAGCGCAUCACAUGAAAGACUUAAAAGCUCAGGUUUCGAUAUUCUUUAAUCAUCAGACAUAUCUUGGAUGUGAUCGUGCAUUUAGAAAUUAUUACAUUUUUGAGUCGUUGCCAGGAUUAUUUGUGGAACAUGAUUUAACAUUUGCUGGUAAAUGUCUUGAGAAUUAUGUGAAAAAUAAUCCUGCAUUGGCACAUUGUACGAAGGAACAACGUUACAGAGUCAUCAAACAAAUGGUAAAGAAUGAAGAAGGUGGAGCAAGUGAUGAUAAAGAGAACAACAUUGAAGUGAAUGGAACUGAUCAAGCAGUUUCAUCUUCGAAUGUUGUUAAAAAAGAGACAAAUGAAAAUGAUUUGCAAAAAGAGCUUUACAUGUGUAAUUGCGAUCCAUUAACUUGUGUUGUUCAUUCGGAGAAUGUUGAAAGAAACACUUGGACUUAUUUUAAUACAGCCGAUGAACUUGAUGCUCUUAUUGAGUCGUUAAAUGUUCGUGGAUUUCGUGAGAAGACUUUGAGAGAGCAAUUGGAGGCAAGUCGUGAUCUUAUUGCUGAUUAUAUUCAAACAUGUCCAUCAGAAAAGCUCAGUUUAUUGACUGAAGAUGUUAAACAACCUUCAGCGUUAAUGUCUAAAAUCGUCAAUCGAACAACAAAGAAAUAUGACAAUCCGAACUUAAAUCAUGCUGCUGGAACUGAUUGUAGCGUCAUUUAUGAUUACAAUUUACGUGAAGUUCUUCUUGAUUUUGAGCAGCGUGUGAGUCUUGGCGGUUUGGGAGAGUUGAAAGUUCAAGAUAAGCAUUUGUGGCGAAAAUAUAUCGAAGAAGAACAAUAUUAUGCACUUGAUGAUAAUUUCAAAUGGGGGAGCGCACGAGAGCACUUAACAAAUGGAGAAACUACCAAUGGACAUGCUGAUGAGAAUGGAAGUGUUCAUGGAAGUGAAAAUUCAAAUGAAACUGAUGAAACUGAAAGUUUUUCUGCUGUUGAUGGCUUGGAAUUGCCACUUUUUACAUUAGAUUCAGGGAAUUGUUCCGACAUGGAAUCAGAUGUUGUUGAUGAAACUCCUAAAUUUAAAACAUCUGAAGUUGAAGCUGUUAAAUUGAAAGUUAAGAAUCUUGCAAUGGCUUUACUUCAAAUUGAGCAAGGAAUUGAAUUGAAGUUUAUUCGUGCACCAUUUGGACCUAUGAAAGAAAUUAAAGAUAAAAAAUUGAUGGUUAAAGCUAUGGAAACUUGCAAAAAAAGAGUUUUAAGAUGGGAAGAAUCGUUGAUGAAGUCGACAAGUUAUUCUCAGGUUUUCCUUCACUUCAACAUUCUGAACGAUUCCAUUCUUUGGUCUCGAUCAGCACAAAGAGUUGGAUGCAUGAUAUGUCGUCGUAAAUCCGAUCCAGAACAAACUCUUCUGUGUGACGAAUGUAACAAAGGUUGGCACAUGUUUUGUCUUCGUCCACAACUCACUGUCAUUCCAAAGGGCGAUUGGUUCUGCCCUAAAUGUCGUCCUGACGAUUAUAAAACCGAAUCAAAAAGAAAAUGUCGUAAACAAUUUGUUGAAAUUGAUUCAGAAGAGGAAGAAGAAGUUGAAGCUGAUGAAACGGUUGAAGAAAGUGGAUCUGAUGAUGAGGACGACGUUUGCAUGGUUUGCCAGUACACGGGAACAAAACUUUGUCUAUGCAGUGAAUGUGAUUUCCAAUGUCAUCCUGAAUGUGCUAAACCACCAGUAAGAAAAAUUCUUAAGAAUUGGAAAUGCUGGAAGUGUACAAGCGCUCAACAACGAAAUGAAAGAUUUAAACGUCGUCGAAUGGACAAAGAUGAAGAUGGAAGUGAGGAAAAAGCUGAGAGCGACGAAGAAAAGCCAUUAAAGAUAAGAAAAGUUGAGAAGACGAGUGACAGUCGAGUUCGUUCAAAAAGAAUUUAUGAUGAAAGUGAAGAGUCGAGCGUUUCAUCCGAUGAAGUACCUGUUAAAAAAUAUAAUAAAGAAUCUGGUGAAAGGCGAUCAAGUCGUCAAGCUUCAAAUAGAAAUUCGCGAAGAAAUUCACCCGAACCUGAAGAGAAUUCUCGAUUAAGAAGACGAAGUUCAAAGAAGUUUGCUGAGGAAACAGCAGCUGAACGAAGAGCUUCAAAAAGAUCGUUUGACGCUUUCAACGCCAUCAGUUUAAGUGCACUCAUUGAUGACAUCAUAAGACAUAACAGUUCAUGGCCAUUUACAAAACCAGUAUCAGUGAGUGAAGUUCCAGAUUACUUUGAUGUCAUCAAACAUCCGAUGGAUUUCGGAAAAAUCAAAUCCAAACUCAAUCUCGGAGAUUAUCAAACAAAUGAACAAGUAAUAAAAGAUGUUGAAUUAGUUUUUCACAAUUGUGAUCUGUACAAUGUUUCAGAUUCAGUGAUUUACAGAGCUGGAAGUAAAUUAGAGAAAUUUGUUGCGAAACGUUGCAAGGAACUUAACUUACCAUUUCAUCCAUCCGAUAUGAUUUCAAAUUAAUGACAAGAUAAAUUUUCACUUUCCAUUUUCAUUCACACCCAGUUCAGAUUUUCAAGUUUUGGUUUUUAAUUUUCGAAAUGAUUACAAAAUCUUAAAUUAUUUCCUUACAUUAUUCUUUAGUUUUUAGUGAUGUUUUAGAGUGACUUAAAUAAGAUAAUUUAAGGUGGUUUCAUUUAAGCAUUCUCGUAAUGAAAAAAUAAAUAAAUUAAUAAAUUAGAGUAAGAAACGCAAAU